UGUUGAACCCCGAAAAUAUGUCGGGUACCGGAGAGGAGUGGCAGGUGGCCCGGCGACGAAAAGGCGCGGCGCGGAAAUCCAAAUCACUCCAGGUGUCUUCAGUUUCAACACGCUGCCAGGAGCCGCUGGACAUCGGGAAAACUGUCAAACGGAUCAGAGACACAGUGUCUGAGCUAAGAUGUGAGGAGUUUUGGCAAGAGUGGAAAGAGCAGCUGCUGGUGGCAGGAUCAGCAUCCCUCUCAAAACCUCCAGAGAAUAAGGACACCGAGGAUCCCACUGACCAGCUGGAGAGGGGCAGAGAAGACGGACUGCGUCAACAGCUGGAGUGUGUGUGUUAUGGCCUUGGCUCCUUUUCCUCCUGCGCCUCAGCUCGCUACCAGCUUGCCAUGUUGCUGCUGCUGCUGGAUGCAGGACAGAUUCCACUUAAGGACUGUUCUGUUUAUGACCCUGCGUUCUCCACUGGAGAGCGGGACGCUUUGGGAGAGCUAGGUCUGACUGUACUCACAGAAAAUGAGGAGGGGAAGCGCCUGGCAACUAAGCCCACACUCUUUUACCUGAUGCAUUGUGGGAAAGCCCUGUACAACAACCUUCUGUGGAAGAACUGGAGUACACGAUGUCUCCCUCUGAUGAUAAUCAUUGGAAACAGCUUCAGUGGCAUGUGGGACAGGACGAUCGAGAGAGAGUUCAAGCGGGACUACAGCUACAUUAGUCAGGCUGUGGAUGUGUGUGAGGAGAGACAGCUGCCCUGUCCAUCCCGUCUGAUAGACAUCUUCAGUGAUACAUCAGUCAUCACAUUUCCUACCAGCAGCCUUAACAGACUCCCACAGUCCACUUGGGCAGAGCCACCUGAGCCACAGUACCAACAUUGCCCUGAUUUGGAGAUUAUACUGAGGGAAACACAGAGCUGAGUCAGGAGAUGGAUAAUACUGGACUUUUUUUUUAUUUUUAUUGUUGCUAUUGAUAUCACCAGUUUUAAAUAAAUGAACCAUGCUCCAUAUUAAGAGUUGACUCUUGCACAACUGAGCCACUAUCCCAUUUCAUGGGAGAGGAAAACAUUAUUUUACCAUCUUGGAUUCAUUAAUCCAUACUGGCUCUAACGGCAAUAAGUAAUUACUUUCAUAGAAUUGGGAAGAUUUGUUAAGGAUUUAUUUGUCUAGUGUUUAAUUGGUCAUACAAGUUUUAUUCCAGUUUCAAUCCCAUUUACCAUCAGUUGUAUAUACAUUAAAGCCGGCCAUUUUUAAUAUAUUUUUUUCAGUUAGUACAACAUGAAAAAUCAGCUUGCAGAAGCUUUAAAUUUGUGUGAGUUAGAUGAUACAGCAUAGGUAAUGCAUCACUGAAAAAAUCUUCUCCACAUUGUUUUGGGGUUUUUUUUUUUUUUUGUUUUUGGGGGGGGGGGUUAAAGUAAUGCAUAUUUAACAUGCAGAGCUCCAAAAACCGAUAUUUAAGCGUCAGCAGC
Xiphias gladius (swordfish) is the source of this 1456-nucleotide messenger RNA. It is a transcript of the gene srrd, whose product is annotated as SRR1 domain containing. The record is from RefSeq and is a predicted model, not a curated record. Gene Ontology annotation, cellular component: nucleus; cytoplasm. Gene Ontology annotation, biological process: microtubule-based process. NCBI's taxonomy places the organism in Eukaryota, Metazoa, Chordata, Actinopteri, Istiophoriformes, Xiphiidae. Bases 18 to 908 code for a protein of 296 amino acids. The transcript has 7 exons.